ACAAAUGUAUACACACAACACACACACCAUACACACAAGCUUAAUGUAUAAAUUUACUAUUAUCAGUAGUACACUUUCCGAUAUGUUGUGUAUUCUUUUUAUAUGAAUUCAGAUUCAGUAUCCUUCCGAAUAAAUCCAAUCAUCAGUUGAAUAGAAAUUCAUUAAUUCGACUUCUACAGUUGGAUAAUACGAAAGACUGAAAUGCCAGAUAGAACCGGAUAGAACGAAAACUAAGUUUUGGUUGACGUGUCAUAGUUACCGAGAUAAUAUUUUGUGAUUAGCGAUAUUAAUUUUUAUUUAAUUCAAAAUGUUGCGAUUUUUUAUCUUUAUUGCAAUAUGUACUAUUUGUUCGACUAAUAAUACAAAAAAGUUACAGAUUGAAAAAGUUACGGAUCAAGAUCUUUUGAAUUUAAUAAAAACCGAAAAAUAUGUUGUCACGCUUUUUACAAAAUCAAAUUGUAAAGAAAGUGAUGAUUUUGAAAAAGAAUUAUUCCAUGUACGAGAAGAUUUGGUUGACAGCUUAUCUGCAUGGGUCGUUAAGGUGACAAACAGUCAACUUUUACAUCUUUAUAGUCCAGAAAAGGAGCCAAUACUUGUAUUUUUCAGGCAUGGAAAUCCUUUGUUAUAUACUGGUGCUGUAAACGAUGAAGAAAUCUUAACUGCACUUACUGAAAACAAAGAACUCGCAGUAAAAACUCUUACAGAUGAUACUUUUGAACAUUUGACUCAAGCAAGUAGCGGAGCUACAACUGGUGAUUGGUUUAUUAUGUUUUAUGCUACUAAUGACGUAAAUUCAUUAAGAAUGGGUGCAAGAUGGGAAACAGUUGGUGCAAAACUUAAGCAUAGUGUUAAUGUUGCACGCGUUGAUAAAUACAUUUCUGGUGCUGCCACAGCUAGAAGAUUCAAUGUUUAUAAUGUUCCUGAAUUUAUUUUCUUUAGACAUGGUAAAAUGUAUCGUUAUCAAAUUCCAAAAUAUGAUGUUAAUUCAUUAGUUUCCUUUGCAAGGGAUUGGUAUAGAAAUGCUCAUGCAGAGAAGGUUCCAGUUCCACAGAGCCCAUUUGAUGAUCUCACACAAAAGAUAGCAGAUUUUCUUCGUGAAAAUCCAUGGGUUAUGAAAAUAGGCAGUAUUACUAUUGGUGUACUAGUUAUCGUUUCUGUAGCUUCCAAGCUUAGACAUAAGACGGAUGUGCCACAGAAGAAGGAACAAUAAACACUCCUACUUUUUUUUUUUUUUUUUUUUUUUCUGUUAAUGUAUAUAUAUGUUAUGGGUAAUAUAUGGAAAAAAUGUUUUAUAAAAAAUGACUAGAUAGUUUAUUACAUAUAGAAAUAAUGAAAGUGUCGAGAUAGUAACUUCUUUUAAAAUAUAAUAGAUUGUAUAUAUACUAGAUAUAAAAAAGUGUUUACAUAGUAUAAAUGAUAAUUAUGGCGUAUAUGUAUGGUAAUAAUAGGAGAAAAAAUAUACAGUAAUAUUUAAAUGAUAUCCUAAAAUUACCCACAAUAUAUAAUGCAUAUUAAAAAUUUUUAAUGAACAUAAUUUUUUAAGUUUUUCUAUAGUCAUAAUCUGUUAUGCUUAAUAUCUCACUGUCAUAAGGACAGAACAUGUCUGAACUAUUAUAUUUUUUUUCUACAUUUUCUCAAUAAAUAUUCUUAUACACAUA
This is a messenger RNA of Vespa mandarinia (Asian giant hornet), 1658 nucleotides long. Its product is annotated as thioredoxin domain-containing protein. NCBI's taxonomy places the organism in Eukaryota, Metazoa, Arthropoda, Insecta, Hymenoptera, Vespidae. The record is from RefSeq and is a predicted model, not a curated record.